Molecule: messenger RNA, 921 nt
Organism: Macrosteles quadrilineatus (aster leafhopper)
Lineage: Eukaryota; Metazoa; Arthropoda; Insecta; Hemiptera; Cicadellidae
Exons: 6
Coding region: 42-788 (248 amino acids)
Source: RefSeq, a predicted model, not a curated record
UGUUGAGCAAAAGCAGCAGUCAUUUCGACUUCAGCUGUACGAUGCACGUCAUCAAACUAUCGCUCCUGCUCUGCUCAAUUGCUGUUCUAGCAGGUCAAACUGAGGCCAUUAGUUUGAAUCCUGUUACUUGGGUCUACAGCUUCCUUCAAAAGUUGGGCUUGUUGGCACAAACACAACAGUUCAAAACAACAAGAGACGAUGAAGUUGAAGGUUACUCAGCAAGAAUGACCGAACUUGCACAGCAAUACCCGAACAAGCUCAUUAUUGUUGAAUUCUAUGGAGAUUUUUGCAGCAAGUGCAAGGAUGUGGAUAAAGUGCUAGCCAAAAUUUCAAACAAGAUUUCUUAUCGCAACAUCGUCAUCGUCAAAGUAGACACACAGGUAUACAAUGAGAUCAGACACAAUCAAGGGGCUAAACCGGUGCCACUCAUCAAAUUCUAUAGAAAAGGAAUUGUUGUGGGCCAUAUCCGAGGAUUUCCAGGCGAGAAAACCCUUAUUGACACCAUAAAUACACUUAAAGGAAAAUUUAACGACAAGGAUCUAAGGGAUUUAGAGCAAAAAGACAAACAGAGCCUUGUUGAAGAAGAAAGAAAACAGAAAGAGCUUGCUGCCAGAGAAGCCGCUGAGGAUGAUGAAGAAGAAGAAGAAGAUGAAGAAGGAACACAACAAGGUACAAAUGGAGGGAAGGGCGGAGGAGAAACAAAAACAGAAGAGAAAAAACCAGGUGAAAAGAAAGAAGAUGGAAAUAAAGGAGUUGACAAUAAAGGAGAAGGAAAUACAGGAACUUAAUGUAAACCAAGACCUAGAAGUGCAUUCUGAAUGUCAUCAAGAAUGUACCAAUCCGUUUCCCAGUUUUUUUAACAGUAAAGUAGUUUGCAAAAUUAAUUUGCAAUUUUGAUAAUAAAGUGUUUUUUCCUCGUAA